GUUGCAACAGCGAGACCUGUUAGCAGCAUCGAAACGGAGGAAGCAUCUGAUGAUGUCGCUAGGCCGUUAAGCCAUGUGACAAAGAAUAGAGUUCGUCCUCCAGGAAAACGACCUGUCAGUAUGCUACUCAUCAAGAAGAAAGGGUCAGCGGAUAAUCUUAUUGAAAGCCCUACUCACACAGCCUCAAAUGAGGCUGUGGAGAAGAGCACAUUUGGCAGUGCAAUUACUGCCACAACUCCUUCAACAACAUCCCCAACCUCACAUCCUGUGGGUUAUGCACAAAAAAUGCCUUCAUCUACUACACCACCUACAAAAAUUGUACCAAUGCGACCUCCACCAGCAGAAGUGAAGAAGGAGGAAAAAAGAGAACAUUCAUUAAGUGCUCCAAGUAAGUAA
Messenger RNA from Strongylus vulgaris, 396 nucleotides. The record is from the annotation of a GenBank genome assembly. NCBI's taxonomy places the organism in Eukaryota, Metazoa, Nematoda, Chromadorea, Rhabditida, Strongylidae.